AUGGCCUUGGCUGGAUGCAAAGCUGCUACAAUGUGGCUCCUUUGGCUCAAGCACCACUUAUCUGUCAACGUUUGGACCUUGCUGCUCUUGGGGAGCACCUGGCUACCGCUGGCGGAAGGCAGCCCCAAGUCUCCCUUUAGGACUUUCCCGGUUACAGACUGGAGCUUGACACACUUGGUGGUCCACAACAAAACUGGGGAGGUUUACGUGGGGGCUGUCAAUCGGAUCUACAAGCUCUCCAAUAACCUCACGCUCUUGAGGACCCACGUGACAGGGCCCGUGGAGGACAAUGAGAAGUGUUACCCUCCGCCCAGUGUUCAGUCCUGCCCUCACGGGCUGGUCACCACUAACAACGUGAACAAACUGCUGCUGGUGGACUACUCGGGGAACCGGCUGAUCGCCUGUGGCAGUGCCUCCCAGGGCAUCUGCCAGUUCCUGCGGCUGGACGACCUCUUCAAGUUGGGUGAGCCCCACCACCGCAAGGAGCACUACCUCUCCAGUGUCAAUGAGUCAGGCACCAUGUCUGGGGUCAUCAUCGAGGUGCUGAACGGGCAGAACAAACUCUUCAUUGGGACGCCCAUUGAUGGGAAGUCAGAGUACUUCCCCACGCUGUCCAGCCGCAAGCUGAUGGCCAACGAGGAGAAUGCAGAGAUGUUUGGCUUUGUCUACCAGGAUGAGUUUGUUUCCUCCCAGCUCAAGAUCCCCUCGGAUACACUCUCCAAGUUCCCCACUUUUGACAUCUACUACAUCUACAGCUUCAGCAGCGAGCAGUUUGUUUAUUACCUGACCCUGCAGCUGGACACCCAGCUCACCUCACCCGACUCCACUGGGGAGCAGUUUUUCACCUCCAAGAUUGUCCGCCUCUGUGUGGAUGACCCCAAGUUCUACUCCUACGUGGAGUUCCCCAUCGGCUGCGUACAGGACGGCAUCGAGUACCGCCUGAUCCAGGACGCCUACCUGACCAAACCUGGCAAGGCUUUGGCCGGGCAUCUGGGCAUCUCAGAGCAGGAGGAUAUCCUCUUCACCAUCUUCUCCCAGGGCCAGAAAAACAGGGUUAAGCCUCCCAAGGAGUCUGUGCUCUGUCUCUUCACGUUGAAGAAGAUCAAGGAUAAGAUCAAGGAACGUAUCCAGUCAUGCUACAGAGGGGAAGGGAAGCUCUCGCUGCCCUGGCUCUUGAAUAAGGAGCUGGGCUGCAUCAACUCGCCGCUGCAGAUCGAUGACAAUUUCUGUGGCCAGGAUUUUAACCAGCCGCUGGGUGGGACCGUCACCAUCGAGGGGACCCCGCUUUUUGUGGAUAAGGAGGAUGGGAUGACCUCAGUGGCUGCCUACGACUACAGAGGACAAACCGUUGUCUUUGCCGGCACACGGAGCGGGAAGAUCAAAAAGAUCCUGGUGGACUUGACAGCUGAGAGGAAGCGCCAAGCGCUGCAGUACGAGAAUGUCGUGGCCCACGAGGGCAGCUCCAUCUUGCGAGACCUUGUGCUGAGCCCUGACCGCCAGCACAUCUAUGCCAUGACUGAGAAACAGGUGACGCGGGUGCCGGUGGAGAGCUGUGAGCAGUACGAGAGCUGCGAGCUGUGCCUGGGCUCCCGGGACCCCCACUGUGGCUGGGGUGUCCUCCACAACGUGUGCUCGCGCAAGGACCGGUGCGAGCGGGCGGACGAGCCCCAGCGCUUCGCCUCCGACCUGCAGCAGUGUGUCCAGCUCACUGUCCAGCCAAAGAACAUCUCGGUCACCAUGUCCGAGGUCCCGCUGGUUCUUCAGGCCUGGAAUGUCCCAGAUCUCUCGGCAGGAGUCAACUGCUCCUUUGAAGACUUCACUGAGUCUGAGAGCCGCAUUGAAGAUGGAAAGAUCUACUGCAGCUCUCCCUCUGCCAAGGAUGUCAUCCCUAUCACCAGGGGCCGUGGGGACAAGCGAGUGGUGAAGCUCUACCUGAAAUCUAAGGAGACGGGGAAGAAGUUUGCCUCUGUGGAUUUUGUUUUCUACAACUGCAGUGUCCAUCAGUCCUGCCUGUCCUGUGUGAACGGCUCCUUCCCCUGCCACUGGUGCAAGUACCGCCACAUCUGCACCCACAACGCUGCCGACUGCUCCUUCCUGGAGGGACGUGUCAAGCUCUCUGAGGACUGCCCCCAGAUCCUGCCCUCCACGCAGAUCUACAUCCCUGUGGGUGUGGUGAAACCCAUCACCCUGACAGCCAAGAACCUGCCCCAGCCACAGUCCGGCCAGCGCAACUACGAGUGCAUCUUCCACAUCCCUGGCAGCACCACCCGUGUUACUGCCCUGCGCUUCAACAGCACCAGCAUCCAGUGCCAGAACACCUCGUAUUUUUAUGAAGGGAAUGACAUCAGUGACCUGCCAGUCAACUUGUCUGUGGUCUGGAAUGGGAACUUCGUCAUCGACAACCCCCAGAACAUCCAGGCCCACCUGUACAAGUGCUCGGCCCUGCGGGAGAGCUGCGGGCUGUGCCUCAAGGCCGACCCGCGCUUCGAGUGUGGCUGGUGCGUGCUGGAGAAGCGGUGCUCGCUGCGGCAGCACUGCCUGGCCCACGAGAGCAGCUGGAUGCACGCCAGCAGUGGCAACAGCCGCUGCACCGAGCCCAAGAUCACCAAGCUGUCCCCUGAGACUGGCCCUAGGCAAGGAGGGACCCGUCUGACCAUCACUGGUGAAAACCUGGGCCUGAAGUUUGAAGAUGUUCGCUGGGGCGUUCGAGUCGGCAAAGUGAUGUGCAUCCCCAUUGAGAGCGAGUACAUCAGUGCUGAGCAGAUCGUGUGCGAAAUCAGUGAUGCCAGCAAGGUCCAUGAGGCACGGGUAGAAGUGUGCAUCCGUGACUGCUCACCCAACUACCGGGCCAUGUCCCCCAAGAGCUUCACCUUUGUGACACCCACUUUCUCCCGCGUGGUCCCAGCCCGGGGCCCACUCUCUGGCGGCACCUGGAUCGCCAUCGAAGGCAGCCACCUCAACGCGGGCAGCAACGUCUCUGUCACCAUCGGGGGACGGCCCUGCGCUUUUUCAUGGAGAAGCGCCCGCGAGAUCCGGUGCAGGACCCCCCCUGGACACACCCCAGGCGGCUCCCCCAUCCUCAUCAACAUCAACCGGGCAGAACUGAGCAACCCAGAGGUGAAGUACAACUACACGGAGGACCCCACCAUCCAGAAGAUCGAUCCUGAGUGGAGCAUCAAUAGUGGUGGGACGCUGUUGACUGUGACUGGCACCAACCUGGCCACCAUCAAAGAGCCCAGGAUCCGGGCCAAGUACUGCAGCUCUGAAAGGGAGAACAACUGCACUGUCUACAACGACACCACCAUGGUCUGCUACGCACCCUCCAUCGACAACCCCGAACGGAGCCCUCCGGAGGUCGGCGACCGCCCCGAUGAGAUUGGCUUCAUCAUGGAUAAUGUCCAGGCCCUGCUGAUCGUCAACACCACCAACUUUGUUUACUACCCGGACCCUGUCUUUGAGCCACUCAGCCCCACAGGAAUGCUGGAGUUGAAGCCCAGCUCUCCCCUCAUCCUCAAGGGCAGGAACCUGCUGCCACCAGCUGCUGGUAACUCCCGCCUGAACUACACGGUGCUGAUCGGAGACACUCCCUGCACCCUCACUGUCUCUGAGACCCAGCUCCUCUGCGAGUCCCCCAACCUCACUGGCCAGCACAAAGUCACGAUCAAGGCUGGAGGGUUUGAGUUCUCCCCAGGGACACUGCAGAUCUACUCAGACAGCCUGCUCACCCUGCCUGCCAUCAUCGGGAUCGGUGGUGGGGGUGGUCUGCUCCUCCUCAUCAUCAUCAUUGUCCUCAUCGCCUACAAGCGCAAGUCCCGGGAUGCCGACCGGACCCUGAAACGCCUCCAGCUGCAGAUGGACAACCUGGAGUCCCGGGUGGCUCUGGAGUGCAAAGAGGCCUUUGCUGAGCUGCAGACUGACAUUAACGAGCUGACCAAUGACCUGGAUGGGGCUGGCAUCCCCUUCCUGGAUUACCGCACCUACGCCAUGCGGGUUCUCUUCCCAGGAAUAGAAGACCACCCUGUGCUGAAGGAGAUGGAGGUCCAGGCGAAUGUGGAGAAGUCUCUGACCCUCUUUGGGCAGCUCCUGAACAAGAAGCACUUCCUGCUGUCCUUCAUCCGCACUCUGGAGGCUCAGAGGAGCUUCUCCAUGCGGGACCGUGGCAACGUGGCCUCCCUCAUCAUGACGGCGCUGCAGGGGGAGAUGGAAUAUGCCACGGGUGUGCUGAAGCAGCUCCUCUCUGACCUCAUCGAGAAGAACCUAGAGAGUAAGAACCACCCCAAACUGCUCUUGCGGAGAACAGAGUCAGUGGCAGAGAAGAUGCUGACAAACUGGUUCACGUUUCUGCUGUACAAGUUUCUGAAGGAGUGUGCUGGGGAACCACUCUUCAUGCUCUACUGUGCCAUCAAGCAGCAGAUGGAGAAGGGACCCAUUGAUGCCAUCACAGGAGAGGCUCGCUACUCCCUCAGUGAAGACAAGCUUAUCCGGCAGCAGAUUGACUACAAAAUGCUGACCCUCAACUGUGUCAACCCUGAGAACGAGAAUGCCCCAGAGAUCCCUGUCAAGGUGCUGAACUGCGACACCAUCACACAGGUGAAGGAGAAGCUGUUGGAUGCUGUCUACAAGGGGGUGCCCUACUCCCAGCGACCCAAAGCUGGAGACAUGGACCUGGAGUGGCGGCAGGGCAGGAUGGCCCGGAUCAUACUGCAGGAUGAAGAUGUCACCACAAAGAUUGACAAUGACUGGAAGAGGCUAAACACCCUGGCCCAUUACCAGGUGACGGAUGGCUCCUCAGUAGCCCUGGUGCCCAAGCAGAACUCUGCAUACAACAUCUCCAACUCCUCCACCUUCACCAAGUCCCUCAGUAGAUACGAGAGCAUGCUGAGGACAGCCAGCAGCCCCGACAGCCUGCGCUCUCGGACCCCCAUGAUCACCCCUGACCUGGAGAGUGGCACCAAGCUCUGGCACCUGGUGAAAAACCACGACCACAUGGACCAGCGGGAGGGUGACCGGGGCAGCAAGAUGGUCUCUGAAAUCUACCUGACCCGCCUGUUAGCCACCAAGGGCACCCUGCAGAAGUUCGUGGAUGACCUGUUUGAGACCAUCUUCAGCACAGCACAUCGUGGGAGUGCGCUGCCCCUCGCCAUCAAGUACAUGUUUGAUUUCCUGGAUGAACAAGCUGAUAAGCAUCAGAUCAAUGAUUACGAUGUCAGGCACACCUGGAAGAGUAACUGUCUACCUCUACGUUUUUGGGUGAAUGUGAUAAAGAACCCCCAGUUUGUGUUUGACAUUCACAAGAACAGUAUUACUGAUGCCUGCCUAUCCGUGGUGGCUCAGACAUUCAUGGACUCCUGCUCAACUUCAGAGCACAAGCUAGGAAAAGACUCUCCCUCCAACAAACUACUGUAUGCCAAGGACAUCCCCAACUACAAGAGCUGGGUAGAAAGAUAUUAUGCAGAUAUUGCUAAAAUGCCAGCGAUCAGUGACCAGGACAUGAGUGCGUACCUGGCGGAGCAGUCGCGGUUACACCUCAGCCAGUUCAACAGCAUGAGCGCGCUGCACGAGAUCUACUCCUACAUCACCAAGUACAAGGAUGAGAUUUUAGCUGCGUUGGAGAAGGAUGAGCAGGCCCGGAGGCAGCGGCUGAGGAGUAAGCUGGAGCAGGUGAUCGACACAAUGGCCUUAAGCAGCUGA
This is a messenger RNA of Chaetura pelagica (chimney swift), 5691 nucleotides long. RefSeq names its product plexin A1 (gene PLXNA1). Gene Ontology annotation, cellular component: semaphorin receptor complex. Gene Ontology annotation, biological process: negative regulation of cell adhesion; regulation of cell migration; semaphorin-plexin signaling pathway involved in axon guidance. Bases 1 to 5691 code for a protein of 1896 amino acids. Gene Ontology annotation, molecular function: semaphorin receptor activity; protein binding. The transcript is spliced from 31 exons. NCBI's taxonomy places the organism in Eukaryota, Metazoa, Chordata, Aves, Apodiformes, Apodidae. The record is from RefSeq and is a predicted model, not a curated record.